Messenger RNA from Desarmillaria tabescens, 453 nucleotides. RefSeq lists its product as uncharacterized. The transcript has 4 exons. The record is from RefSeq and is a predicted model, not a curated record. Bases 1 to 453 code for a protein of 150 amino acids. Lineage: Eukaryota; Fungi; Basidiomycota; Agaricomycetes; Agaricales; Physalacriaceae.
AUGUGCUUCAGAUGGAUAGAUAGAGCAGCGUUGGCGUUACAACGGAUGUUCGUGUUCGCGUGUCUAUUUCGGCGGGGACAAGGUAGUUCGGCCACAGAACUGGACUGCACGUACUUGGCUGUCGCUGGUAUUCCGUCAAGGCUAGAGAAGUAUUUCGAAGUACGGACAUGUCCAUGGACCAUCGAGUGCGGAACGACACCAGAGGAGGAGAAAGGGCCAGGCGUUCCGGGAAGCGAGACGAUCGUGACAUCGAAUUCGGCGGCGGAUACUCUUUGUCUCUUUGUGUGGUUCCUGACAUAUAUAAAUAUGCCGACCAUGUCAUGUAUCCCAACGGAUCCCAUCAAUGUUGCACGAAGGGAUGAUACCCCACCCAUUGAAGGGCUCCCCAAUCUUGACCUCGAUGACCGUUUGAAAAUCAACGAGAAUAACCCGGUAUUCGGUGACGAUUGGUGA